Messenger RNA from Aspergillus terreus NIH2624, 918 nucleotides. RefSeq names its product NmrA/HSCARG family protein. The coding region runs from base 1 to 918 and encodes 305 amino acids. Lineage: Eukaryota; Fungi; Ascomycota; Eurotiomycetes; Eurotiales; Aspergillaceae. The transcript has 3 exons. The record is from RefSeq and is a predicted model, not a curated record.
AUGUCCAAGAUACUCACUGUCUUCGGAGCCACAGGCAACCAGGGCGGCUCCGUCAUCAAAUCCAUCCUCGCCGACCCGGUCUUGUCAAAGGAAUGGAAGAUUCGCGGCGUCACGCGCGACACCAGCAAGCCCGCUGCCCAGAAACUAGCGCAGCAGGGCGUAGAACUCGUCUCGGCCGACAUGUCCUCUGCGGAGGCUGCUCGCCCCGCCGUCACCGGCGCGCACACGGUGUUCCUGGUCACCAACUUCUGGGAGAGCAUGAGCCGGGAGACCGAAGUGGCGCAAGGAAAGGCCGUGACCGACGCCUGCAAGGAAGCGGGCGUGAAACACAUCGUCUUCUCCUCGCUGCGGAAUGUGACCGAGAUUACGAAUGGCCGGCUGCCGAACGUCAGCCACUUCGACGGCAAGGCCGAGAUUGAAGAGUAUAUCCGGGCGAGUGGCGUCCCUGCGUCUUUCGUGCUGCCGGGCUUCUAUAUGAGCAAUUUCUUCCAGAUGCUGAGCAAGCAGGAUGGCGUGUAUACGCUGGCCUGGCCUGUGGAUCUGGAUAAAGCGCAGGCGCCGCUGUACGAUGUGGCUGAGGAUACUGGUAAAUUCGUAAAGGCUGCGAUUAAGCACUACCCAUCGACUGUCAACCAGCGCAUCCUCGCUGCCACUGACUACUACUCGCCUCGGAGGAUUGUCGAGGAGUUUGCCGAGGUUACUGGAUACAAGGCUCAGGCCGUCAACGUGCCCCCGGAGGUGUUCAAAUCGUUCUUGCCGCCGCCUGUUGCGCAAGAGAUGCUUGAGAAUAUCUUGCUGCUCGAGGAGCCGGGAUACUACGCGGGAGAGUCUCUGGCUCCGUCUCAUGAGUUGCUCGAUGCGGAUGAUAAACCUGUUCAGUGGAAGGAGUUUGUGUCGCGUAACCAGGAGAAGUUCUGA